AAAUUUUCCCCCACAAAACAUGGUGCAAUCCGGAAACGAAAACCCAAAGCCCCUGGUGGCAAUUUUUGGCGCCGGAAUGAUGGGAAGCGGCAUCGCACAGGUCUGUCUUCAGGCAGGCUAUCCCGUCAAUUUGUACGGUAGAAGCGAGAAGAAGCUUUUGGAGGCCAGAGAGACUAUCAAGAAAAAUCUAAUUCGUGUCGCUAGCAAGAAGAAGACCGACGUUCCGAUGGAACCAGCAGCCUUGGAGGAAAUUGCUCAGAUUCAACUUGAUUUGCUCCAGAUUCAUACUGAUAUUCCGUCCGCUGCCGAAGAUGCUGCAAUGGCGAUUGAGGCUGUGGCCGAAAACUUGGAUCUGAAACUUGACAUCUUCCAGACAAUUCAGAAAACUUGCCCACAAAACUGCAUGCUUAUCACGAACACCUCGUCUCUAAAACUGUCUCAAAUGCUCCCAGUUAUUCAGAACCCGGCACUAUUCGCUGGGCUUCAUUUCUUCAACCCUGUUCCAGUGAUGAAGCUUGUAGAAGUUGUAUCAACUGAUGAAACUUCUCCAGAGACCACAAAUUUCUUGUUCAACUUCUGCAAAGAAAUCAAAAAGCUGCCGGUCGCCGCGAAGGAUACUCCUGGAUUCAUUGUCAACCGGCUAUUGAUCCCAUAUCUUAUGGACUCCAUUCGCAUGCUGGAACGUGGAGAUGCAACUAAAGAAGAUAUCGAUACAGCCAUGCGAUUUGGAACUUCUUACCCAAUGGGACCAAUUGAAUUGUGUGACUAUGUUGGACUUGAUGUUCUGCAGAGCACUUUGAAAAUCUUCCGCGAAACCAUCCCUGGUGACGCCCGUUUUGCACCAAUCCCACUUAUGGACAAAUUGGUCGCUGAAGGAAAGCUUGGCAGAAAAACGAAGCAGGGAUUCUACACGUAUUGAACACUUUUUGAGCAUAUUUUUUGUGUACACUACUUGCCAGCUUUUUGAUGUAUAUUUUGCUUCUUACAGGUCAUAGUUUCAGAGAAAUAAAUAUUUACAUUUG
This is a messenger RNA of Caenorhabditis elegans, 1022 nucleotides long. RefSeq names its product 3-hydroxyacyl-CoA dehydrogenase (gene hacd-1). Gene Ontology annotation, cellular component: mitochondrial matrix. The coding region runs from base 20 to 919 and encodes 299 amino acids. Gene Ontology annotation, biological process: fatty acid metabolic process. The transcript has 4 exons. Gene Ontology annotation, molecular function: oxidoreductase activity; oxidoreductase activity, acting on the CH-OH group of donors, NAD or NADP as acceptor; NAD+ binding. NCBI's taxonomy places the organism in Eukaryota, Metazoa, Nematoda, Chromadorea, Rhabditida, Rhabditidae. The record is from RefSeq and is marked reviewed.